UUAAUUUAAUUCUAAACAAAAUCAUUUCACAAAAAAAUACUCCAAAAUUGGUAGAAACAAGAAACUAUAGUCUCCAUUUAAAUAGCCUCAAAUUGAUGAAAUAUUAUCAAACACCUGUUACUCUCUCUAACGAGCUUCGUACUCUCCGUCAUUUCAUCAAACACAAUGCAAUCACUUCAGAUUCAGCAACUUCCUUCCACUCUCCGUCCUUCUCCGCUCGAACCUCUUCGUAGAAAAUCUUCCAAUGUCGCCGGGAAAGCCAAAUUGCCUUCCAAGAGAGUCUCCGUUGUCGCCGCCGCGGCUACCACCGCCGCGCCGCAGAGACAGAAGGACCCCAAGAAGAGAGUUGUGAUUACGGGGAUGGGUUUGGCUUCUGUGUUUGGGAAUGAUGUUGAUGGGUAUUACGAGAAGCUUCUUGCUGGGGAGAGUGGGAUCACGUCGAUUGAUAGAUUUGAUGCUUCGAAGUUUCCGACGAGGUUUGCUGGUCAGAUCCGGGAGUUCAGCUCUGAGGGGUAUAUUGAUGGGAAGAAUGACCGGAGACUUGAUGAUUGUCUCCGGUACUGCAUUGUUGCUGGGAAGAAAGCACUUGAGCAUGCUGGCCUCGGCGGUUUAAAUCUCUCUAAGAUUGAUAAGGAGCGUGCUGGUGUUUUGGUUGGGUCUGGGAUGGGUGGUUUAACGGUGUUUUCUGAAGGGGUUAAGAAUUUGAUUGAGAAAGGACAUAGAAAGAUAACACCUUUUUUUAUUCCUUAUGCUAUUACCAAUAUGGGUUCAGCUUUGCUUGGGAUUGAUUUGGGUUUUAUGGGUCCAAACUAUUCUAUUUCGACUGCUUGUGCUACUUCGAAUUAUUGCUUUUAUGCUGCUGCCAAUCAUAUUCGUAGGGGUGAGGCUGAUUUGAUGAUAGCGGGUGGGACUGAAGCGGCUAUUAUUCCGAUUGGUUUGGGGGGUUUUGUUGCUUGCAGGGCACUUUCUCAGAGAAAUGAUGACCCUAGAACUGCUUCCAGGCCCUGGGAUAAAGACAGGGAUGGUUUUGUUAUGGGUGAAGGUUCUGGAGUUCUGGUAUUGGAAAGCCUUGAACAUGCCAUGAAGCGAGGUGCACCUAUCAUUGCUGAAUACUUGGGAGGUGCUGUGAACUGUGAUGCUCAUCAUAUGACUGACCCAAGAGCCGAUGGACUUGGUGUGUCUACAUGCAUCCAGAGCAGCCUUGUAGAUGCUGGCGUGUCACCUGAAGAGGUCAACUACAUAAAUGCACAUGCAACUUCCACUCUUGCGGGUGACUUGGCAGAGAUUAAUGCUAUCAAAAAGGUUUUCAAGAACACCUCUGGCAUCAAAAUUAAUGCCACCAAGUCUAUGAUAGGGCACUGCCUUGGUGCAGCUGGGGGUUUGGAAGCUAUUGCCACUGUAAAAGCCAUAACAACAGGAUGGCUGCAUCCAUCAAUCAAUCAAUUCAAUCCAGAACCUGCAGUUGAUUUUGAUACAGUGCCAAAUGUCAAGCAGCAGCAUGAAAUUAAUGUUGGUAUUUCAAAUUCUUUUGGAUUUGGUGGACACAACUCUGUUGUGGCAUUUUCGGCUUUCAGACCCUGAUUUCCAAGCUUGGUUGCACAUCAUGUAGAACAUGGAAUCUAAAUUAAUUGAAAUUUUGUUCUCUCUACAUCAUUGAGGCUAUAUUUAUUUAACGAGUUCGUAAUAUAUAAAAGCUGUAGUUCUGUAAUUGUUAAUUUUAUGCUAAUUGUGAACACACAUCUCCAAAGACUAUUUUGCUGUAGAACUUUUUAAAUGUAGAAUGAAGAUUUCAUUGGUUUGGAGUUA
Messenger RNA from Vicia villosa (hairy vetch), 1806 nucleotides. RefSeq names its product 3-oxoacyl-[acyl-carrier-protein] synthase I, chloroplastic. The transcript has 7 exons. Gene Ontology annotation, biological process: fatty acid biosynthetic process. Gene Ontology annotation, molecular function: 3-oxoacyl-[acyl-carrier-protein] synthase activity. The record is from RefSeq and is a predicted model, not a curated record. Bases 166 to 1581 code for a protein of 471 amino acids. NCBI's taxonomy places the organism in Eukaryota, Viridiplantae, Streptophyta, Magnoliopsida, Fabales, Fabaceae.